AUGGGCUGCAUAAAGAGUAAGGAGGACAAGGGCCCUACGAUGAAGUAUCAGCCAGAGAAACGCUACAGCUCUGACCCCAGCGCCGCCACCACGCCUCACGUCGGCCACUAUGGGCCGGAUCCCACUCAGCUCCAGCAGAACCAGGCCCCCUCCUCAUCGGGCCCCACAACAGCAAGCUUCAACCAUGCCAUCACCCCCUUUGGCGGGUCCUCCACCACCAUGACGCCCUUCGGAGGGACGUCAACCUCCUUCUCUGGCUCCAUACCCAACUCCUUCCCUGGAGCUGUCUCAGGUGGGGUGACAUUCUUUGUGGCCUUGUACGACUAUGAAGCCAGGACAUCAGAUGACCUUUCAUUCAAAAAAGGGGACCGCUUUCAGAUCAUCAACAACACGGAGGGAGACUGGUGGGAGGCCCGUUCCAUCAACACGGGGAAGAAAGGCUACAUCCCCAGCAACUAUGUGGCCCCUGCCGACUCUAUCCAGGCCGAAGAGUGGUACUUUGGUAAAAUGGGGCGUAAAGAUGCCGAAAGGUUGCUUUUGAAUCCGGGGAACCACCGGGGUACUUUUCUGGUGCGCGAAAGUGAAACUACUAAAGGUGCUUACUCUCUCUCCAUACGGGAUUGGGACGACGCCAAAGGAGACAAUGUGAAACAUUACAAGAUCCGCAAGCUUGACAGCGGAGGCUACUACAUCACGACACGGGCACAGUUUGACACGUUACAGAAGCUCGUCAAACACUACACGGAGCACGCAGACGGGCUUUGUCACAGGCUGACCACCGUGUGCCCGACUGUAAAGCCCCAGACCCAGGGUCUCGCCAAGGACGCCUGGGAGAUACCCCGGGAGUCCCUGCGGCUGGAGCUCAAACUGGGCCAGGGAUGCUUCGGAGAAGUCUGGAUGGGCACAUGGAAUGGUACAACCAAGGUGGCCAUUAAGACCCUGAAACCGGGCACCAUGUCCCCAGAGGCCUUCCUGCAGGAGGCCCAGAUCAUGAAGAAGCUCAGACAUGACAAACUGGUGCCUCUCUAUGCAGUGGUGUCUGAGGAACCCAUCUACAUCGUCACAGAGUACAUGGCCAAAGGAAGUUUGCUGGACUUCCUCAAAGAGGGCGACGGUAAAUACCUGAAACUUCCUUUGCUUGUGGACAUGGCUGCUCAGAUCGCUGACGGUAUGGCGUUCAUCGAGCGGAUGAACUACAUCCACAGGGAUUUGCGCGCCGCCAACAUACUAGUGGGUGAUAACUUGGUGUGCAAGAUCGCCGACUUCGGCCUGGCCAGGCUGAUCGAGGACAACGAAUACACCGCCAGGCAAGGAGCCAAAUUCCCCAUCAAAUGGACCGCGCCCGAGGCCGCCCUGUACGGUCGCUUCACUAUCAAGUCAGAUGUCUGGUCCUUUGGCAUCCUACUCACUGAGCUUGUCACCAAAGGCAGAGUACCCUACCCUGGCAUGGUGAACCGGGAGGUGCUGGAACAGGUGGAGCGAGGCUACCGCAUGCCCUGCCCGCAGGGAUGCCCCGAGUCCCUCCACGAGAUGAUGAAGCUCUGCUGGAAGAAGGAGCCAGAUGAGAGGCCCACCUUCGAGUACAUUCAGUCCUUCCUGGAGGACUACUUCACCGCCACAGAGCCACAGUACCAGCCUGGAGAAAACCUAUAGUCACACCUGACCACAGCACAGCCUGCCGGGACUGCCUCCCCCUCCUCCCGCAUCCCUCCGCCCGGGAGCAGACUUACCGACCGGCUGGAGAGGAUGCAAAGAGCUGUGAAUUAUUCACUCAAGAGAGCCCACUGGAAGCUGGGCGAUCAGUUGCACAACCAACCACUAUAUUCUUUAUCUGUUGUUCAUUUCUUUUUCUUUUUGUCGGCUCCUGACAUAUUUUACAUUUUUCUUUUAUCUUGUUCUCUACGUUUAUGGUACUACAGGUCUUAACUGUGUGAAUUUGUCUGUCCCCCCCCCCCCCUUUUACAUGGCUUUCAUCACGGUGUACAGAGAGACGGAUCAUUUUUCUUAUUCUGUCGAAUAAUUAAAAAAGGCACAUGACAAGGAGGGCCCUGUUAAGCCGAGGUCUUUUCGAUUAAGAGCUCUUCAUAAACGGGGACUGUGAACUGUGGUAAAGGACGCAUUGAAAGGAAAUACAGUUUCAUUUCAGUUUUAUCUUUUAAGAUGCUCCAUGUGGGAUUUUGCUCCAGAUUAAUAUAUUUCUGUGAAAUGAGUUGUGAUAACACCCCUGUGAUGCUAGCAACAAAACAAAACAAAAAAAAAACUGCAAAAUGGAAGCCAGAAAUUACAUCGUUACGAACAGUGUCGCCAUUAACUGCCCUCUGAUUCUCGUGGGUUCAGCAUGGCUGUUGUGAUCAAUUUGCAUCAGAGCUGUAAAAAAUGUCUAAUGGGCUUUUAAAUUGCACUCGGAAAGUAUCGGGAAAAAGCCAAGCCCUCGGUGACGUAACUACUCUCAUCCACCUUUCCCCCGCUAACAACAAAUCAAAGUUUCUACAUAACCCCGAAAUGCAUCAAGGGAUACUUACACCAGAUCCCCUGUUGACUGAAAGCAAUGGAAGUAGUAAGGAGUAGCAUAACAGAACAUGAUUGUAUUAUCACAAGCUGUAAGGUGCUUUGAAAUGCAGCACUGUUGGUAGUUUUCACAGUGCGUUUGACAAUGGACACAUGCAGUGCUUCAGAAAAUCCCCUCACAGGUAAUGGGUCUUACAUUUCAUGUUUGAUAGUGGUGAGUUGAGGGGCGUGGAUCUGGACUGCGACACAGGUCUGUGAUGCCUUACUCAUCUUUUACAGUGAAAUUUUGGAUUGUUUUGUCUUUCGAGUUCCUAUAGCAACAUAUCAAGAACAUGGCUUUAUGGCUUCAUUUCGAAGACUUGGACCUUCCGUUUAUCCUUUGCAACAAUUUUCAAUAACGCCACAAAACUGUCUGCCCACUACCACUGAGUUGCAUAGGUCACUAUGGUGAUCAUGACAGAGAAGACAAUAAAUGCAAAUGCUCCGUAUGAUGGGACAUUGUUUGGUGGAAAAACUGCUCAAGACUGGUCCGGGACCCAACGCGAGUUGAACAGUGGCGAACCCUGUGGCCCCAUUUUUGACACAUAUCAAUGCACUACUCCGCCAAAAAUAUAUGAGCGGGCCAAAAGAACAUUUUUGCAGGGUGACGAAUUAUGUUUGAGUUGGAAAACGUGAGAGCAGAGCCACCGAAAAGGGUACGAAUAAACCGGUUCAUGGUUAAGUCAGUGUAGUCUCUCAUGGGAUGGUUCAUGUUGGAUGAAGGGUGUAAACAGGUCUUCAUUUGGCUGAGUAAAGUAAUUCGUAUGAAAAGGAAGGGGCCUUUUUUUUUUAUACUGACUUUUUUUUUUCAUCUGUUUCAUAUAUGGAUUUAUCAGGACAGUAUUGCAAUCUGCUUAACAUAUGACGACAACUGGGCUUAUACAGAAGGGCUUUGUACAAUGUAACAAAAUCCUCAUUUUAUAAAAUUAUGAAGGAGAUGGCUUAGGGUGCAGGUUAUAUUUGAUUGAAAACGAAGAUUGAGAAAAUUGUACAAUAAAAAAAAACAUG
Molecule: messenger RNA, 3555 nt
Organism: Lampris incognitus (smalleye Pacific opah)
Lineage: Eukaryota; Metazoa; Chordata; Actinopteri; Lampriformes; Lampridae
Product: tyrosine-protein kinase yes-like
Biological process (GO): innate immune response; cell differentiation; protein phosphorylation
Cellular component (GO): extrinsic component of cytoplasmic side of plasma membrane
Molecular function (GO): ATP binding; non-membrane spanning protein tyrosine kinase activity; signaling receptor binding
Source: RefSeq, a predicted model, not a curated record